UACAAGGCGUCGGUCCACCGUCUCCGCGCGCUCUUAUGAUAUUAUCGUAUUCGUGUCGACUGUUUUAGAUUGUAUUCGUUUUUAUAAUAUCAAAAAAUACUAAUAGACACCUGUCGUACUAUAAUAUUAUUACAUCGUAUACCCUCAGCUGUUAUAUAAUUGUUUAUGUUCCUCGUGUCGACUGACGAUCUCGUACCGUCGCACUCUUUUCGCAUCGCGAUCGAACCGCCGCCGUUCUCCAGUCCGACGCACGUCCGUGCCGCGUUUAUUUGGGCGCCGUUACGCGCCGUUUUCGCAAUUUUGUUUUCCGUUUUCGAUCGUUUCGCGACGUUUUAACAAACUUUUUUUACGCGUCCGUUCGAGUUUGUCUGUCGUUCCGAACCCGCCCAAAGCGUCGGUUAUAAUCUGAGCGAAUUUAGUCGUAGGCGAACGAAUUCGCGCGUGCGUUAGAGUGUAGCGACCUGUCCGAUCACAUUUAUCGGUUGAAUUCGCUCGCUGGCCACCAGUCACCACUAGCGAGCCGGCACACUAGCGAUUUCGCCAGCUAGGGCGACCGCAUUGAGCGAUUUUACUCGCUGGAGUGUAAAGACACCAGCGAUUAGCGACUAAAGUAGUCCGGCCGUCAACUUCAAUUGCGGGUGAGCAGCGAACUACGUUCGAAAAAUAAUCGCUUGCGAUCGGUCGACACGUCUCGACUACUCGACCCGUCAAUGUGUUAAAAAUUUAAUAAUUUUAAGCAGGACACCGUAAUCAAGACAUCCAGCUUCCAGGCGCAGUUAUAAAUCUAGUUCUCAGAAAUAUGUCCAAAAAACCACCAAAUCCUCGGCCGAAUCCAUUAUAUGCCAAUGUUUUUGGUGUAAAGUCCAAGAGGGAAGAGUCGACUACACAGAAUGAACCCACUUACUACAAUACAGUAACGAAUAGAAGGCCACAAUCUUCCCGAGGCAUUUAUAGCAAUGUGAACUAUCGUGAGAGAUCCAACAACAUAUAUUCUAACAUUGCUGAGACAGGCGAACCGACCUAUGCAAAUACUCAAUAUCCAUUAUAUGACAAUGUAAACCCAUCAGGUAGAGAUAACAUACACAGCCGUCCAUCUUCAGUAAGUUCUUGUUACUCUGAACUUCAAAACACAGUUGGUUACGAAUAUGGUGCAAAAGAUUUUGAUAAUUCUUCUUCUCAGGCAUCAAAAAUGUAUGAAUCAAUCUAUGAGCAUAUUGAUGCUGUCCGACCAGUUAGCCUAACCAGUGAGUUAUCAUCUACAUAUUCAAUGAGCAGUUUUUCACAGCCCAUUACUACUCGUGAACAUGAAACCGAUGUUGAUUCUUUAACUGAUCUCCUUGUAAAUUCAAUGUAUGUAAAUGAUGGUAAAAAAAGAUUGGACAGUAAUGCAAGUUCUUUAGGUUGGAAUUGUACUAAAUGCAAUAGAAAAGUAACAGAAGAAAGACUUGGGUGUAGAGCAAUGGGUAAUGUUUAUCAUAUAAAAUGUUUUACCUGUACCCAUUGUGGAGAUCAAUUGAAAGGAAAAUCAUUUUAUCUCAUUGAUAACAAACCAUACUGCGAAGAGGGUUAUUUGGAUACAAUAAAAAAAUGUUCAGUUUGUCAAUUACCAAUUUUUGAUAGAAUCCUGAGAGCCACAGGACGCUCAUAUCAUCCACACUGUUUCCGAUGUAUUGUAUGCUCUACAUUAUUGGAUGGUGUAACCUUCACCAUCGAUGCAGCCAAUCAAGUUUAUUGUAUUGAUGACUUUCACAAGAAAUUUGCUCCAAAAUGCAGUGCAUGCAAACUCCCUAUUAAACCAGAGGUUGGUCAAGAUGAAACAAUUAGAUUUGUUGCAUUGGACCGAAGCUUCCAUGUGAAAUGUUACAGAUGUGAAGAUUGUGAUACUUUAUUAGGAUCAGAAGCUGAAGGUAGAGGAUGUUAUCCAUUAGAUGACCAUGUUUUGUGCAAAAGUUGUAAUGCUAAAAGAGUUCAAGCUUUAACAUCGACCAUGAUUACCGAUCUUAAGUAACGCUAUACUCUAUUCCAAAUAAGAGCGCACUGGGCGGCGUACAAAAGCCAUUCAAAUUCACGCAUACUACUUGUUCAUACUGCUGUCGUCAGCAUUUCUGUCACUACAUCUGUAAUGGUGACAACGUACAACACGCACAAUA
Molecule: messenger RNA, 2150 nt
Organism: Acyrthosiphon pisum (pea aphid)
Lineage: Eukaryota; Metazoa; Arthropoda; Insecta; Hemiptera; Aphididae
Product: thyroid receptor-interacting protein 6-like
Exons: 9
Coding region: 800-2008 (402 amino acids)
Biological process (GO): cell-cell adhesion
Cellular component (GO): stress fiber; focal adhesion
Source: RefSeq, a predicted model, not a curated record